Paramacrobiotus metropolitanus is the source of this 1247-nucleotide messenger RNA. RefSeq lists its product as uncharacterized. Bases 296 to 913 code for a protein of 205 amino acids. The transcript has 3 exons. Lineage: Eukaryota; Metazoa; Tardigrada; Eutardigrada; Parachela; Macrobiotidae. The record is from RefSeq and is a predicted model, not a curated record.
CCACACGUUCAAGAUUUUGUUUGUUAGCACUCACUCGCGACAUUUGUUAUCCAAGACCUGAUCCCGAAAUUUCUUUUGAUUCUUAAAUCUUACAGGCUCUCAAAUCUCACAGGCUUGAGGCUGUUAUCAUUAUUAUGUGGAAGAAAAUUUUGUGGACGGGAAACAAGCGAUAACCUUUACAUUUGCCGAUAUUUUGCGAACCUUUGAGUGGUGAAAACAUUAAUUUAACAAUACUUACAAUAGGUGUUUGAAAGUUCAUAACGACUCCGCUGUCGCAGGAAGACUGAACGGCACAAUGGCUUCUUUUCCCAUUUUUCGCGACGCUGACACAUUGACAGAGAUGAACACUCCUUCCUCGGUCUCCAGUGGCCCUGAUCCCGUAUUCAAGAUGCCACAGGCCAAGGGUCUGAACGGAAAGGAACCUCGUCCUCGGAUGCUCCAGAACAGUGGUCAGAAACAGCCUUCCAGCUGGAGCAGCGGCUAUGGAAAGCCAUCGUUGGCCCAACGACACAAAUUGCAAGACGCAGUCGUUGAGCCUCAUUCUGAUCGGUCUGCCGUCGCGCGUAGUUCUGGGACUUCCUCAAAAGGUCUGAAAUCCUCCCAGGCAUCUGCUGCCGCAUCCGACUUGUCCAACAGCGUGAAACUGCCGAAACAGAGUGACGCAUGCGAACGCAGAAAAAAACUGCUGGCCAGUAUUAAGGAACUCCUUGACAAGCAUCCCGAAGAGUUUUCACACAUCCCCGAGAUGGGGCGCGAACCAGAUUAUUUUGCGGAAGCUGGGAAUUGGGUGUAUCCUGAGGAGAAGAUGUGGGCCGACUUUCAAGCAACGAUGGAGCGUUGGCCCAUGGGCCAGCAGGACGACAUGAACGAUGAAGAAUACGUAAACAAGCUGCAAGUAUUUCUUGACUCUUAGUAAUGUUACGGCGCAGUCCAGGCUUUGUCUAGUUAUUCUUGUUUUUUUGUAUCCGAUUGGGAAUUGAACUCAUUUCGGCUUGCCGUCCGUGAGCAAGCCCUAGAGUCUCGGAAUGCUGGCUGACACUUAACCUAAAAAGAUUGCUUGUAUUUGUAUCUUUUAAAAUUAAUUAUAUAGUAUUGUAUAAGUGGUAUUACGUGUAGUAGUGUGCUGCAUUGUAAUGUCAGCAAGCGUUGACCAAAUUGCUUUUUGUCAGUUUUUAGCCUGUUGGAACUGGAACUUCAAGCAGGACGGUACGGUUGUGAAUUGUUUUUAAUGUCGAUUAAAACUUAUA